Parnassius mnemosyne (clouded apollo) is the source of this 849-nucleotide messenger RNA. The record is from the annotation of a GenBank genome assembly. Lineage: Eukaryota; Metazoa; Arthropoda; Insecta; Lepidoptera; Papilionidae.
AUGCAUUUCUGGAUAGAUAAACGUAGUCAGUGCGCCUAUAGUGGCCGCCAUCGAGUGCCAUCCUCCCUAUCUACUGGCGUGGGACGGACCCGCGGUCGUAAGGGCAUGGCGGCGCCUGUACACAGGUUUACAGCUGUUGACUGUCCCCCGCGACGACCUCAUCGGCCUGUUCGACAUUAUGCACCUCCAUCAAUACCAGCAGUUCACGGAAGUCGAAGGCAAAAUGAGGAACCCAGUCUCUAUGUUGAAAUCUCACCUGAACCUCCUCAGCCCACGAUCGCCAGUUUGGCGGCGGCGAGAAGCGUGACGCCUGACACGUUAUUGCGUACUGCAGCGUUGGGGCUUAACCAUUCGCCCAUGAUGGCUCCACAUCUUAAGUUUGGCAUGCUUGUAUCAUUCGCCCUUGCAACUGUAUUCUUGGCAGGUGCCAAAUAUUAUUUUGAUAGACAGGUGGUGCGCACGGGCAUGAGCCGCGAGGCGGGCGUGGUGUGCGCGGCCGUGGCGUGCGUGUGCGGCGUGAGCUGCGCGCUGUCGCUGUGCCGCACGCGCGCCGCGCCGCCCCCCGCGCCGCCGCACCGCGUGUCCUCCACCGCGCAGCGCCACGCGCACCAGAUGUCUGAGGUAGCAGACGAGCUACCAGCACUUCUGCCAGUAUCAGAGCGAUCAGAACGGCGUAUGGAACGAUUAACCACGGAAACAGUGGAAAGUGGGUUGGAACGAGAAGUGGAUAGAGGGGAGCGAGGGGUGGAAGGCGGAAGCGGCGAAGGUCCUCCCCCGCCUUACCACAUCGCGGUGCUGCUGCCGAGCCGCGCCGCCGCGCCCCCGCCCGCCUACAGUGCGAUCAGCUAG